AUGUUUCCCCCGCCGCCACCACCCAAUGCGGGGACAUUGCCGUCGCAUCCUCCGUUCGCACCGAAUCUCGUGCCCAACAGUCACCCCGAGUCCACGACGGGUACGAAUGUCAACACUACCAUAACGAAUGCCGGAACGAGUUACACUCCAGCGUCGGCCGUGAUGACCGACCCACGCAACCGGAGCCGGAGCAGUCGUAGUCGCAGCCCCAGUCCGACGAUGACGCGGUCUGUACCGGCGUCACCCCGUUCGGUCCCUUCCACACCCACACGUCGGGCCCUCCCCCGUCCUCCACCACGAUCCUUACCGCGUCCGCCCCACCGCCGCGUCGGUAGCCACGAUGCGACGACGACGGCAACCCCCAGUCGCCAUACCACCACAGCCACGACGUCGACGACGAUGACAACACCAAGUGGACUCUAUACUCCGCGUCGUUUCAAAUUGCCCCCCACCAGUCACACACGCCGGGAGACGUCGUCGCCCUACGUUACGCCCACCCACACGCCGCAGUCGUCACCCUUCCGGCGACCCCGGGUCUCGCAUGCGAUGGAAGAAACGGAUGCGGUCACGAAUCCUUCCACGGAUCCGUGGGGAACCACCGGCGCUCCGUUAGCCGACGUUGCCGAACCACCCUUGGUACCACCACUGCUGCCGACUACCAGUAAUGCGGCGACAUUCACCACAACGAAAACAACAGUACCUGAGGCUACUACUCCCACACCCACGUUGACGGUGCCGUCAUCCUCCUUGCCGCCGCAGUGGACGGAAGCCGUGGACGUCGAUACCGGAAAGUUUUAUUUCGUACACGUCGAAACGAAAGAAACGCGCUGGGAGCGUCCCACCAUCGACGACGGCGACACGCCGACCCACCAACAACAACAUCACAUCGCGUGCGUGUCGGCGGAAGCCCCCAACGGUGAGGAAGCCCGGACCGCCGUUCCAAACGCGGCCCCGCUCGACCAGGCGUCCGACCCGAUCGAACCGGGUUGGACCGCCACGGUCGAUCCCGCGUCUGGUCGAACCUACUACUAUCACGCCGCCACCGGUGAAACCCGUUGGGAGCCGCCGUUGGCGCGUGCCGACGAACCCACUAACCCCGUGUCGAAACCGCCGUCCACCACGGAAUCGGCCGCGAACGUCUCCGAGAUUCCGAUCUCCCUUCCGUCGGGCUGGGUCGAACAAACGGAUCCCUCGUCGGGACGCCCGUACUACUACCACAACGCGAGCAACCUGACGCAGUGGGAACGACCCGGCGACGCAACGUUGCCGGUCGACGAAAAAGACGAGACGACCUCCGAACGUGUGGUAGAGUCACUGAAUCCACCAACUAAACCGUCUCCAGUGACAGUGGAGAGCGCGUCGGUCGCCGAAGAGCCUCGAGAGUUCGAUCGCGUUCAUUCGGAACCGGCGGAUACGGAACCCACUCCGGACCGGGAGACGGCCGUUGCGGAACAACCUACGGAGGAACAAAAAACGGAUCCCGCGGAGACGCAGACGGCAUAUUUCCUGCCUGCCGGCUGGGUGGCCGCCAACGAUCCGUCGUCGGGGCGGACCUACUACUAUCAUGCGGAAUCCGGUGUCACGUCAUGGAAUCCACCGAAAAUGCCAGGGACAGUCCCUGAACGAGAGGUGGCCGACGAAACUGGAACGGAACAUCCCGAAGAAAAGUCUUUGGAUCCAGUGUCUGCCUAUGAGGAAACCAAGUCCGAGUCUCCAGCGACGGAAACGUUAGGCAUUUCGACGGAUGAUACGAUAAGUGAUCGUCACGGGAUUGGAGGAGAGUUCGAUUCGGUUUCACCGGAUUCUUGGACGUUGCGGGAUGGAAAUAGUGCGAACGAUACUGUAACGGACGUGACAGAAGGCCAGUCUCCCGAGCUUCCGAACGGUUGGCAGGAACUGGUCGAUCCCUCUUCCGGAUCGACCUACUACUACAACGAAGUGAAUGGGACAACGUCCUGGGACCGGCCCCUUGCGCAAGAAACUACGGAGGUUUCGGUAUCGCCGCCCGAGGAGGAAAAACACGAUAGUGCGGAUAUUCACCACCCCCGUGCCAGUCCGGAGGAUACCGGUAGUGCUAAUGACGGAGCCAUGACCACGGAUCCGCAGUCCGAACCGCCUUCGGCUCCCCUGGAAGCCAACGUGGGCGGCGUACUGUCGUCGGUGCCGGAGGUCGAAGCGGAAGCGAACGAAGGUAAAUUAGAGGAGAAAACCGCCGCUUUACCUGAAGGUUGGGUUGAGCUUGUGCACGAAUCGUCCGGAAAGACUUACUACUUCCACGCAGAAGACAACGUCACGUCUUGGGAGCAACCCGAACCGACACGCAGACAAAAAAAUGAUGAGGACGAAAGGAUAGUCGUUCCCGAGGAGUCUUUGUAUCCGGAAAUACCUUCCAAUAGCGAUCUGGCACCCGAGGAAACAAAUGUUGCUGCUUUACCGCAAGGCUGGAUCGAAGCGGUGGACCCAAGUACCGAAGCGACUUAUUACAUCAAUGAAGUUGAAGGCAUUACCUCCUGGGAGAGACCAAGAUUUGGUGACACCGUGAGCUUUAUCAAUUUGGUUACAGAAAACGAUGUACCAGAACCACAUUCCAACUCUGCAGAAGGAUCCAAUAAAGCCCAUGAUGAAAACGAUAGCGGCUUAGAAGACGAGAAUAGUCUUACCGACCUUCCUCCUGGGUGGGCAAAAUUAACGCAUCCAGAUUCCGGGGAUGCGUACUACUACAACGAAGCGACGAAUGCUACCUCCUGGGAUAUUCCGGAGUCCUCGACCGUGAAUGGGACCUCUGCUCAGCUAGACGAGCCUUUCGAAACUACGACAGAAGCCUUUUCUAGUGGAGGAGGGGCAUCCCCGCGAAGUGUUGAUGGUUCCUCUGAAUACCCACGCGAGGAAGCCAACCUUGGAGGAGACAGUAAGAAUUUAAAAUCACAUGUCAGUCUUGCAGGAAUGGUCGAAUCGGAAAACUCCAAGCCUUUUGAAAUGCCCGAGGACGCAAUCUCUACUGGGUGGGAAGCACUUGUCGAUGAAGCGUCGGGUGCAAUCUACUAUUAUAAUAAACUAGAUGGUACAAGCUCCUGGGAAAGACCGCUCGCUUCGGACAUUGGCCUAGACGGUGGAUUAAUCGAAGUGCAGGAAAAGGAGACUGAUAUCGACAGCACCGUGGAAGCGAAUAGGAUGGACAAUGUGACUGUGCAGAGUCUUCCGGAAGGAUGGAUUGAAGUCAUGGAUCCCAAUUCAGGUAGCGUUUAUUAUUUCAAUGAAGUUGACGGUACAUCAAGUUGGGAUAAACCGCAAGAGCCAACUACAGACCCAAAGCAUCUCCCUGACGAGGAGACAGAAGCAAUAGUCGGUCGAGCUGCUCAUUCUAUCGCUACAUUUGGUUUCGGUGGAAAAUUGUGUGUGCAUCGGGUUGCUCUUGGUAGUCCCUGUGUUGCAAUAUACCGGCCUUACACGUUGCUUCCGAUGGAGAGUGUCGUUCGUGUGGAAGAAAGGAAAAGGAAGGCAAGCAUUUUUGGUCCUUUGAGCACUUCUUCGGAAAAGUCAAUGGCGACUUAUCUGCAACUCUUGUCAAAGGAAGAGAAGGGUGAUAUUCUUUGGAAGGUGAUUUCUAUCGCCUACAAUCACGGAGGCAAGCUCCGUGGCAACGACAGUCCAGAGAAAACAGCUUCUCCUGAAGAGGAAGUUGUAGAGCUUCUUCUACAGGCAGGCGACAUUUUCGAGUGUCCAAUAACCUCGAACGCCCCUGGGCGUAACGUCGAUGAGAUACAAAGCUUUCUCUUGAGGGGUCAGAGAAGCGAUGCUCUUAAAGCAGCUCUCACUGGCGGAUAUUUCUCACUGGCUUUACUUGUCGCGAGUAUGUGUGAGCGUGAAUCUUUCCAGCACGUAGCUACUGAGUUUACAAAGUCGUCUUUCACAGCUGACUCUCCUAUGCACACUGUAUGUCUCUUGUUGGCUGGUAAUAUUGAUGGGCUUUUGGACGAUCACAAAAAUGAAGACGUUGAGCUCUGGGCCGGAGACCCGGAAAAACUGCGUUUCACUUGGAAAGGACACCUUGCAGCAAUUUUAAGCAACCGAACAUCUGGUUGGGAUCGCCUGGCCAUAUCGCUUGGUGAUAAGCUGCUAGAAAUUGACGAGAUUGAAGGCGCCCACUGUUGCUACCUCGUCAGUGGUUGUCCGAUUGCUAGUCCGGUCCGAAAUGCCCGUUUGACGCUUUUAGGAUGUAAUUUUGGGCCGGCGGACCUGACACUAAUGACCGAAAAAUCUGUCUUCGGAUUUGAAUAUACGGAAGCUUUCGAGUGGUCAAAACGUCGCCAAAAUCCGUCUUCGUCUAUACAAAGCCUCCAGGCAUUCAAGCUCAUGUAUGCAACGCUGUUGGCCGACCUUGGGUACCAGACAACAGCCCGUCACUACCUGCAGGAUGUAUUGAAAUGUGUCGAUGCAUUGCCAGAGGAUGCCGGAAUUGAAUCGAGACCUGGACCCUUCUCUUUGAGCAUUCUAUCAGCAGAUCGCGGAGGACUGCUUUAUCACUUAAACAGCUUUGAAAGGCGGUUGACUUUGAAGGAGGUUGCUCGUGGCACACCUGUCCCCGACGUCAUAAAGGACAAACACAGCAGCAGGGCUUCAUUUGAGGAUCAAGGAGAGCUCUCUUUUUUGACCACGCAGUCGAACAUGCUGGAGACAACCACUGGAUCAACGAUUGUCGGAGAGGCCUUAUUGCCAGCUGACGAAGACGAUGAUGCACCAGCAGUAGGUAGCGAGACCUAUGAAUCAGUCACAAGUGAAAGUGAUGAUCCUAUUGUUGUCGGUCCGGAAGUGCUACCAGUAGAGCCGAGCGAGACGUUCCUUGAGAGCUCCGAAAGUGCGGUCUAUAUUCUUCCUCCAGGGUGGGUCGAAUCCAUUGACCCAACAUCGGGGGAAACGUUUUACUUCAACGAGUCUGAGGGAACUUCUUGCUGGGAGAAGCCGACUUUUGAUGAAACAAAGACAGAGCAAGAGGCGUCUAUGAAAAAUUUCAAUCAGGGAAUCAACAAUACAGACGAUGUAGAUAAUGAGGAGGCUACCGAGCAACCCGAUGGUUUGUACGAAGGAGGUCAUAUGGACAAUACAGCAGUUCCAAAUCUCCCGGUCGGAUGGGUCCAAGUUGAAGACAUCAAUGGAGGUCCCUCGUAUUUCUACAACGAGGACGACGAUGUCACGACUUGGGACCGUCCGACACUAGUCGCUCAGGAGGGCGAAAUGGGAACGCGGUCAAUCGCACCCGAAAGGGAGGCGAUGCCAUCUACCAAGGAUGUGAUCCAAGCGAGUCAUUCCACAAAUUUACCAGAGGGCUGGGAGGAGCUCGUGGAACCGUCUUCUGGCGACGUUUACUAUUACAACGCUGCAGAGAAUGUUACUACUUGGGAUCGCCCGGUCCAAGUCCCAGAUAAGGCUGAACGAACUUCAGCGGUUUCUACUUGUAAAAGUCAAGUAUCGUCGUCCCCUGAUCUUCGAGGCGGAUCCUCACUUAAACAAUCUGCGAUGGAGUUUUCUGGCGAGUUCACCGAGAAUAGGCCGUUAUCAGUUGACUCCAAGCCGCCUCUCUUGACCGAGCCCGUUUUGAAAGAAACUAUUAAUGAUUCGAAGGGCUUGACUGGUUCUGGAGGAAAGACACCUGCUUCAAGUUUUGCGGCACAGGAUAUAAAUACUACGCAACAGCCGUCUUUCGCUGCAACUCCUUUACGACAGAAAUCCCCGGGCAGUACGAAUGUUACUCCUGUGAGGGUAGACAAGGCGCCCACAGCACCUUCCUCUGCGCCGGCCAACCUCGAGCAUGGCUCAAACAAGAAACGUGGCAGCUUUUUCAAUUUUGGUAUUCAGAAAAGAGUCGCAAAAUGGAUGAACCCAGACGCAACCCUUGCCGAUCCUGGCGAAGAAAUGAAGGCCUAUUUCGACGAACAGCGUAAAGUAUGGGUAUUUCCCGGGGAGGACCCAGACAAAAAAGCCUCUCCUCUGGCCCCGCCUCCGACACUUUCAGCGACUCAGAGACCUCUUUUAGAACCUGAAUCCAGACCAGCUUUCCAGCCAAAUGAUCCCUUGGCCGCCAUGAUGGCACCUCCACGUCGAGGCCCUUCAGCUUCGAAAAGCCGAUCGAUGGGAGCAGCUCCUGGUUCCUUCGCUGGAGGACCUCCAAUAGGUUUCCCUGGAUCAGCACCGAACGGGAACGCAUCUGGUGCUCCUCCGCAAUUUGCUGUAUUUCAGCCCAAGCCAGCACCUUAGACAUAUGGAACAGUCGAUAGCCAUCCACGUAGAUGCGGGCUGGAACAUGCCGAUACGUUGCAUGCGAUCUUGGCGUGGUCACGAAGUAUACAUAUGCUCCUAAUUUGCAGCUAAUGACGUGUCGCGGUGAAGAAAUAAUUGUGGGUUGCAUAUGGUCUCACUGUUAGCGUGGUCACUAUCAGCAUGUGCACAUCAGCUUCUACUUUCAUGGCAUAUCGCGAUGAAGACUUUUACCAUUUUAGAUCACGUAUUCAUCACAAGGAUCUCAGGAUUAAUUGGCGAUUUGGGAAACUUGGCAAGGGAAUAUGCUAUGUAACAGGAGGUAGUUUGCAAAAACGUUCAGGUGAUCUUUUUUACAACAGGUCUCCAGCACCACCCUUCUUUCACCAAUAAUAGGAUAGAAAAAGAACGGAGACAGAUUGCUAUUCACAGUCAUUCCAAAGAAGGCAACCUCUGCGAGACAUCACUCCCUCGAUCGAGUCGAGCCUCAAUUCAAGUAUAUCUCGGCAAAGAAAAUGAAGCCUUGAUUGUGGCUAGCAAUGUAUAUGGGAAUGGUUCAAAUUUCUCUCAGAGCUACAUAAAAAGUUAGUGCUAACUUCUAAUGUUGGACGAAAACAUUCUGU
Molecule: messenger RNA, 6875 nt
Organism: Phaeodactylum tricornutum CCAP 1055/1
Lineage: Eukaryota; Bacillariophyta; Bacillariophyceae; Surirellales; Neidiaceae
Exons: 3
Coding region: 1-6252 (2083 amino acids)
Molecular function (GO): protein binding
Source: RefSeq, a predicted model, not a curated record